Molecule: messenger RNA, 1308 nt
Organism: Helianthus annuus (common sunflower)
Lineage: Eukaryota; Viridiplantae; Streptophyta; Magnoliopsida; Asterales; Asteraceae
Product: transcriptional regulator ATRX homolog
Exons: 2
Coding region: 1-1308 (435 amino acids)
Source: RefSeq, a predicted model, not a curated record
AUGUCUCUCAGUCAUUGCAAAGGAGGAUAUGAUACCAUGCGUGAUUACCAGAUGAAUAUGGUCACUGCAUUGGUUCUGAACAAGAAAUACAACUUCUCACAUAUUGUUUUUCAUUACAUGGCCGAGAAAAUUACGACAAAGAGUCGGACUUUGACUUAUCCAAGAUUCGUGCAGAUGUUGAUUGAUCAUGCAUAUCCUGAUAUUGAACGUGAUGUAAAAAAUGAUCUAUUAGUUCUUUCACACAUGAGUAAUGAUUCACUGAAGCAACUUGCAAGAUAUCAUCCGAACCAUCCUGAACCAAAAAUAGUAGCAGAGUUUUUCGGAUUUAUUAAAGAUGUGAAUUAUGUUGAUCCUGAUCUAGUUAAUCACCAAAACUGGAGAAAUGAAGAAGAGAUGAAGGAAGCAGCUUAUGCUGAUGAGCUAAAGGCUCUUGAAGAGUUCAAAACCACACGUAAUGACUGGUUUGUCAAAGAACCGAGAAAGAGAGGCAAAAAGGUUACCCCUAAAUCACAGGAAGGUGAGGGGUCAUCCUCACAGCCAAAGAAAAAGCAAAAGAAAGUGGCAAAGACAUUGUUGAUUGAUGAGCCUGAGGUUGAGGAACCGGUUGUAAAUGUGGAAGAAGAUCCGUAUGCUGAUAUUGAUCAAGUGAUGUUAAAUGUUGAUGAUUUAGUGUCUGAGCAAGCAGCUAAUGUAGAAGCUGAAAAAGAGAAAGUUAUUGAUGAUGUCGAAGGUGAUGAUGUUAAUAAAAGUACUAAAAGCUCUUCGAGUUCUUCUGAUGAAGAAAUAGAUGAGACUAAAAGUCUAAGAAGAAUUCAAGAAGCUACAGAGAAAGAGAAACAAUUAAGGAAGAGGAAGAGACAGGAGAAAGAUGAUGCUUCAUACGAUCCAUCUCCUGAGCACGUUUCUGAAUCUCAAUCACCUUCCAGUGGUAAAAAGAAAACAGGAGCAAGAAAGAAGAUUGUGUCUCCGAAAAUAAGAAAAGUGACUCCAAAGAUCACCAAGCCCAAGAUUGUUCUGAAGAAGAAACCAUUCAAAGAACAAAAUAUUGGAGAUUUUGGUUUUGCAAAUGAUGAACAAGUAAAGAAGUUAGAAAAGAAGAUGGAUGAUGUGUUGAAUGAAAACAAAAUAGUUGCAGUUGAAAGCAAGAAAGUGGCUGAUCGUGAGAAGAUUCUCGAGAUGCGCGUAAAGAAGUUAGAAUCUAAAAAUAAGUCCUUACAGAAGAAGAUUAAUACAGAUCAGUCAGAGAUUCAUUUCUUGAAAGUAAGAGUUGCAGAAUUAGAAGAAGAAAAGGCUCGCAGAGAUGAGUAG